Arabidopsis arenosa is the source of this 1080-nucleotide messenger RNA. The record is from the annotation of a GenBank genome assembly. NCBI's taxonomy places the organism in Eukaryota, Viridiplantae, Streptophyta, Magnoliopsida, Brassicales, Brassicaceae.
CCACUCAAAUCCCGUCUCUGUGUUCCUCAAAUUCUCUAUCUUUCUCUGAUUUCAUCUUAAGGGUUCCUCAAAGUUUCAAUCUUUCUCUCUGAAUCUAAACCAUGGCUCGUUGUAGCAACAAUCUCGUAGGGAUACUAAAUUUCCUUGUCUUUCUUCUCUCAAUCCCAAUCUUAGCUGGUGGAAUCUGGCUAAGCCAAAAAGGGUCAACAGAGUGUGAAAGAUUCCUAGACAAACCAGUGAUUGCUCUUGGUGUUUUCCUUAUGGUUGUAGCAAUAGCUGGUUUAAUAGGAGCUGGUGAAGCUAUUGAAGGAAAAGGUUAUAAAGAGUAUAGACUUGGUGAUUACUCUACUUGGUUACAGAAACGUGUUGAGAAUGGAAAAAAUUGGAAUAAGAUUAGAAGUUGUCUUGUUGAGAGCAAAGUUUGUUCUAAGCUUGAAGCUAAGUUUGUUAAUGUUCCUGUCAAUAGUUUCUACAAAGAACAUCUUACUGCUCUUCAGUCUGGUUGCUGCAAACCUUCAGAUGAAUGUGGUUUUGAGUAUGUAAACCCCAUAACUUGGAACAAGAACACAACGGGAACACACAACAAUCCCGACUGCCAAACAUGGGACAACGCGAAAGAAAAGCUCUGCUUCGACUGUCAAUCUUGCAAAGCGGGUCUACUCGACAACGUCAAAAGCGCUUGGAAGAAAGUUGCAAUCGUCAACAUCAUCUUCCUUGUCUUCCUCAUCAUUGUCUACUCUGUUGGUUGCUGUGCUUUCAGGAACAACAAGAGGGAUGAUAGUUAUACCCGUACCCACGGAUAUAAGCCUUGAACAUAGUUUAACCGGUUUUAGGACAGAGAUUCGUUGAUCGGUUUAUACAUUAUGGAGUUUGCUUUUUAUGUUUGAUGGUUUUUAUUUUGGUGUUUUGUUGAGACAUAUUGCUUGUACAGCUCACUUAUUAUCAGUGUGUUCUGCCUUUUGGGCUAAACCUUGAUAUUGAUUUAUUAUAUGCUUUUAUUAGUUCAUUGUUUCUCUUUAUACAUAUCAUUUUCUUUUGAUCUUCUAAGGAACAGAGAAGCAACAAAAAAUUUGUUUAGGC